GAGAUUAGUGUUUGUUAUUAUUUACGUUAGACAUAAUAUUAUUAAACUUUGAAGUUUUGAAUUAUAGCUUUUAAGAAAUGUUUCAAAUUAAUCGUAGUUCGCAGAGUGUUCAUCAGCUUUUCGUAUGGAUUUCGAAUUGGUGUGUUGAGAAAUCUAUUAUUUUGUUGAAUGUUAAUUGAACAGCCAUCAAAUAUUGCUUAAAAGCAUGGGAUUCUUCGAUGGAGCAGAACAAUGAUACAUUAAAAGUUGAAGAUGUGUUUAUGCUGCUUGAGACAUUAAAGUCUAAUGGCACAUUUGAUGAAAUCCGUAAGCAUUGUAUUACUGAUAUCUAUUCUAAGCUAACUUACCAAAAUUGGAAACAGCUCAUAGAAUCAAAUGUCAACAAAUUUUUAAGUAAAGUUAAAUUUACACCGGAAUUAAACAAAAACACUGUUCGAGAACGUCUUAGAAAACAGUUACUUUAUGGAUGUGAAACUCAAGAUAUUGAAGAAGGAGCUGAUAGAAUACUUACUCAAGUACUUGCACCCCAUUCAUUAAGUAUUUUUGAACAUAAAAUAGCAGUUGCUGUUGAUGAAUACUUCGGGAUCAAAAAUAAAGCACCUCCAAUUGAACUAAACGGAUUAAAAGAAUCUAGUAUGAAUUUAUUAAAAGCAUCUAAUAUUGAAAUGAGCACUGUUCUCAAUUCCAAAAUAGAUUUUAUCCCAGAUGCUGAUAACAUGGUGUACGAUAAAACACUAAAAGGUAAUAGAAAAAACUUGAGAUCAGGCAAAAAAGAAAAAUCUUCCAGUCUUUGUAAAGAGUCCAAAUCAUUGAAAAGCAAUCAAAGUGAAGAUACAAAUUGUGUAGGAGGAUCUUCAAAACAAAAGAGUAGCCAACACAAAACUUCUACAUCUGACAAGUCUUCCUCUAGUUAUCAUAAAAUUAGUAAAAAAGAUAAAAGUUGUAAAGAAGUUGUUGAAAAAUAUAACGAUGUCACUAAUAAUCCUAAAUCUGUUCUUAAUAAGUCUAAAGAUGUUAGUAAGCCUAAAGACAUUGUUGAUAAGUCUAAGGAAAAAUCAUUUUUGUCAAAGAAUUCUAAUAAUUUAAGUCAUAAAAGUAACCAAACAGAUAGAAAAAGAACUAAACGUUCUCUUGAAGAGAAAAAAAAAUCAUCUAGUUUUUGUAAAAAGCCUAAAUUAUUGAACGGUAAUCAAAAUGAUGAUGAAAGUAAUUCAGGAGGAUCUCCAAGACAAAAAAGUACCAUACACAAAAAUAAAAGUUCUUCGUCUGACAAAACCAAGUCGUCCUCAAGUAAUCAUAAAAGUAGUGGAAGAGAUAAUAAUACUACAGACGUUGUUGAUCGGUCUAAAGGCAAAUCUUUGUCAAAAAAAUCUAGUAGUACUGACUUUAUAAAUAAAUCUGAAGGCAAAUCGUUGUUAAUAUUUUCUGAUAGAACUGUUGAUAAGUUAAAAGACAAAUAUUUAUCAAACAAUUUGAGUGGUACUGAUGUUGAUGGGUCUAAAGACAAAUCAUUGUCAAAGAAUUAUACUAGUUCUGACAUUGAUAAGCAUGAAAAGAGAUCUUUGUCAAAAAAUACUUGUUUUAUAGACAUUGUCGAUAAAUCUAAAAACAUAUCUUUGUCGAAAAAUUCCCGUAGUACAGAUAUAACUGAUAAGUAUAAAAUCAAAUCCUCUUUAAUAAAAAAUACUAGAUGCACAGGGGUCCUUGAAAAGUCUAAGGACAAAUCUUUGUCAAAAGAUUCUAGUAGCUCAAGUCAUAAAAGUAAUCAUACUGACACUAAAAGGCUUAAACUUUCUCCAGUGGAAAAAAUGAAAUCAUCUACAAAUAAAGUUAGUGAUGAAGAAAGGAAACCAGAAGAACCAGAAAAAUCUGAAUUGAAUGAUUUUCAAAAUUCUAUUCAUUCUAAUAAUGACAUAGAUGUAAUAAUGAAAGAUUCUGCGAGUACCUUAUCCAAUCAAAUAUUACACGAGGAAAUUGAAAAUAAUGGUGCAAAAGUAUUGGAUAAUGACAAAUCACUUUAUACCUUUAAAGGAUUUUCUUUAGUGGAUGCUAUUCCAUGUAAAAAUGAUCAACUAUUAAAAAAUGUGAUCAAAACCUUACAAGUACAAACAAAUAAUCUUGAUAAAAUUGACAAUGGAUUCAAAGGGUUUACCAGUGCAGAAACAAAUCCGUGUAAACAUCGAGAUAUUGUUUAUGCGGAGCUAAUUAAAUUGAAAGAAAGUAAAUCCAGUACAGGUUUUAUAGGAUUCUCCAAAGAAGAUACUGUGAUAAGUAUUGGACAUAAACAUGUCGUUAAACUACUUCAACUUUCCAAAAAACGAAAUAAUGUAAAUAAUUUUCAACAAAAUGUGAUGUGUAUUGGUAAUGGAAUCCAGAACGGAAAACCGUUAAAUGAAGUUAUGGCAGCACAUUUAUAUAAAAGUAACAAUGAUAAUGAUGCAAAGUCAAAAAAGAAUGACAGCCCACCAAUUAAUGAUACAAAAAAAGAUAGUCCUACUGUAAAUAAUAAUCACAAUCAUGACAAUUGGGUUGUUAAACAAGAAAUUAAAUAUAAACUUUUACCUGUAGUGAAACUUGAAAGACUUACAUAUGAAUGUAAUAAUACUAACCGUGUCGACCAGGUACCCAUAUAAUUAACAGUAGAAAAGAACAUUUAUAACAAGAAUUGUUUCUUCAAAAUUAUUUGAAAAAAGGUAUGAAAUAUUAUCUUGAUGAAAAUAAGAUAAUAUAUAAGAUUAUAUAAGAUAUUUAUACAUUUAUUUAGCCAAAAUAUAGUUUUCUUUCAGAAUAAUCAAUUGUAAUCAUUAGGGUUCGGGACUUAUUGCAUACAAAUUACAAACUAUAAGAAAUAUACACUAAAAAUAACUGAAAAAUAUGCAACUGAAUAUUUUUUUAAUGACAAUUAAAAAAUUUGAUUUAUUCAUUUAAAUUAAGACAAUUUGUUUUAAUAAGUAUAUUUUGGACAACAAUAAACAUUAUAUUACUGUGUAUGUUUGAUUUCAUUUUCUUCAACUUCUCCUAUAAUGAAAAAAAGGUUUGGUAUUUUAUUUAAUAUUAAAUCUAAAAAUAAUGAAUUGUUUAUCUGUAGAGUUUAACAGUACAAUAAGACAUUUUCUGAUGUUAUCAAAUUUAAAUGCACGGCAGUUGUUGGUCAGCAAUUUUUUAUAAAUUGAAAAUGAACGUUCCACUUCUAUUUUCUUUUUUUAUACUCUAAACGAUCAAUAGACUAUAGUAUACAUAGGAACAAUUAGGUGUUUCCCUAGUUGCCAAAUCCAGUUAAUAAUGUUAUUAUCUCAUCUUUAUUCAUAAACCGAGUUAUACGGAGAAACAAUUCAGUCUAAUAUCAGAAAUAAUUUCCUUUUUGUCCCUGUCCUGACUCGUUCUAUGAUUAGGACUUAGGGGAGGUAUAUUGAUUGACGCAUGAAUGUAAAAAAUAAUAAUUUUAACCUUUAAAAUAAAUUUACUUGAUAUAAAAUGAAAACUGCGUAAAUAUGCUAUAAAUAACAGUUAAAUUAACAACAUUUGUCAAAUAUGUGUUUUCCUCAGAAAACUGCGAAAUAUGUGAAAAUAUGCAAUUAAAAUUUUUGAUUUCAAUAUGUUAUGACUUAAAUCAAAUUUAUAUCUUACUUAGAUUAUUCUGCUGUCAUUAUCAAACAAUAUGCAAAUGCAACAAGUCCCGAAUCCUAGAAAUUAACUAAACUGUCAAUCUCAUAAUGUUUAAAAUUAUUUAUUUUAACUUGACAAAACAUUAAAAAAUUAAAUGUUUGAAGACUGUUGAAAAUUAUAUUUUUUUAGUAUUAAUUAUUUUGAUCAUAAUUCAAAAAAUAUAAAUUUUAAAUUGUCCUUAUAAAUAUUUCCUAUAAUAGUAUAAUCAGGAGUACUAAAGUAUUUUUCGCCUAAAUGCCAGAAUGUGGGUUAUUUGACAUUGGAAUCAUCCAUAAAUUACAUAGGACCCUAUUCGUUGCUAGAACUAUUAAUUCAAUAUUGUGUUAAAUAUCCUGUUAAAUGUUGCUUCUGUGCCUAUGUGGCUAUAUGCGUAUAUAUCAUACCUUACAAAUCGUAGUAAUACUGCAUAACCAAUGCUUGUAUGGAAAUCGGCUAAUUUAUAGAUCUUGUAAGACGAAAAAAAAACCAUUAAUUCUCUGCAAUAUUUUUACCAUACAACAGUUAUUAUGUAAGCCCUUUAUGUAGAACCGAAGAAAACACAUACGGCCAGAGCUAUGAGCCAGCUCUAGGAAUACAAUGUAUGGUCUCUACUUUCUAUAGAUUAUAGAUAAAAUUUAAAAUUAUUGUUUCUAUGUAUAAAUUGGUUUAUUUUUU
Messenger RNA from Metopolophium dirhodum (rose-grain aphid), 4320 nucleotides. Its product is annotated as biorientation of chromosomes in cell division protein 1-like 1. Lineage: Eukaryota; Metazoa; Arthropoda; Insecta; Hemiptera; Aphididae. The record is from RefSeq and is a predicted model, not a curated record. Bases 219 to 2633 code for a protein of 804 amino acids. The transcript has 7 exons.